Aspergillus wentii DTO 134E9 is the source of this 1730-nucleotide messenger RNA. Its product is annotated as putative aspartate aminotransferase. Gene Ontology annotation, cellular component: cytosol. The coding region runs from base 68 to 1393 and encodes 441 amino acids. The transcript has 3 exons. Gene Ontology annotation, biological process: L-aspartate biosynthetic process. Lineage: Eukaryota; Fungi; Ascomycota; Eurotiomycetes; Eurotiales; Aspergillaceae. Gene Ontology annotation, molecular function: L-aspartate:2-oxoglutarate transaminase activity; pyridoxal phosphate binding. The record is from RefSeq and is a predicted model, not a curated record.
GGCACCGGUCUGGCAUGAUUACUCUGCAUGCAUACAAGUCAGCACAAUUUCUUCAGCCUCAGUCAUCAUGGCACCAUCUCAGAUUCAGGACGCUUUUGUUGCCACGCAAAAGUCUACUCCUGUCAAGACAGCCCUUGCAUCGUCGGACUCUCGAUUCGCCACGCUUCCUAUUCCUCCGGCGGAUGAACCGUUUGGAGUGAAUGCAGAAUAUCUCAACGACCCUUAUCCUGACAAAGUCAACCUAGGCAUAGGUGUCUAUCGCACAGAAGAUGGAGCCCCGUGGCCUUUGAACGUGGUGGAAGAAGCAGAGACGCAACUGUAUCAGUCCAAGAACGUUGCACGCCACGAGUAUCUCGCAAUCCAAGGAGAUGUGGAAUACCUGAACCUGGCACGGGAUCUUGUGUUUGGACUAGAGACACCCCAUUCAAGCCAACAAGAUGCAGACAAGGAUCGGAUUGUCUCUAUCCAGACCAUCUCCGGCUCAGGAGCAAAUCGACUGGGCGCUGAAUUUCUAUCCCGCACUCUCAAACCAGGCCGUGUCUGGAUUCCCGAACCAACAUGGGGAAAUCAUCACUCGAUCUGGGAGCUUGCAGGGGUGGAGAAGCAGACAUAUCCUUACUAUGACUUUGAAGGCAAAUGCUUUGACUACGAAAGAACCACGCAGUUGCUGUCGACACAGGCGAAAAGAGGCGAUGUCGUGCUUCUGCAUGCUUGCGCUCAUAACCCUACCGGAGCUGACCCCAGCAAAGAAGAGUGGGCUAAUCUUGCAGUCCUAUGUGAAGAGAAAGGCCUAAUUCCGUUCUUCGAUCUCGCAUAUCAAGGCUUUGCAUCCGGCAGUGUCGAGGAGGAUGCAUGGGCUGUACGGUAUUUCCUCAACUAUCGUCCUCAGCUGGAGUUUUGCGUGGCGCAGUCUUUCUCAAAGAACUUUGGUCUUUAUGGUCAACGUGCUGGAGCACUACACGUGGUGACGAGUGCAAGUUCAACGGGCGUUCCACAAGCCGUGCUGGGAACCCUAUGUCACUUGGUUCGUGGUGAGUAUUCGACACCACCCCGGGGUGGAUCUGAGAUUGUUCGGACCGUUCUCAGCUCCAGAGAUCUAAGAGAUAAAUGGCAACUUGAUCUGGAUUAUAUGAGUGGAAGAAUCAAAGCGAUGCGACAGGCACUAUACGACGAACUGGUACGGCUAGGCACGCCGGGAACAUGGGAGCACAUCCUCGCGCAGAUUGGCAUGUUUUCCUACACCGGGUUGACGGUCAACCAAGUCCUGGCGAUCCGGCAUCGGCACCAUGUCUACAUGCUUCAAUCGGGGAGAAUCUCCAUGCCUGGCUUGAACGAUAAGAACGUAAAUUAUGUGGCAAAAGCCAUUGACGACGUUGUACGCAACGUUGCGUAGAAAACGGUCUCAGCAUGUUUAUAGUGAGUUCUUUUUGGGACAAAGUUUGGAUAAUAGAAAUCAAACCUUCGAUCGCUUGCACAACCUUUGAGGCUAUUUGAUGCGAGACUUAAUUUGCAUAUCUACUAUUGACGGGCUGUGGAGUCGCAAUGCAUAACGAGGGACGGUUUGUUGACGCUUCUCAGUGGCGGUCAAGAUCAAUGCAGCAGCAAUGCAUAUCAAUAAACCUGUUUUCGCCGAAAAUGGAAAUUGGCGAAUUCAGUUACGAUGGAUAUUUUUGAGGGCAUUCAGGGACUGAUUCUGAUGAGUGAAAUGGAUAUAUUUAUCAAAAAUAAAG